UUGCACUCUUUGAUUUCCACCUUUUCAUUCAUUUUGCAUUAUUUCUGACUGUGAAUUGUUAUAUAUCCACCCAUCUACUGUAUAUAAUAUGUGUAGGCCCAUAUAACAUUUGCUUUUUGUGAGAGAACUACAACUUAAUCUCGUCAUACAACCCUGUGUUGUAAUAAGAUAAAUUCUUGUACCUUAUUGUGAGUCUAUUUGGCAUUGAUUCAGAGUCUUUAAAUUGUCAUCAAAAGUCAUCAAAUCUGUUGGACGAGGGCCUCUCUGAAUGCCGUAAAAAGACAUAUGUGCACUGUUGAGUGAAUCGAUCUGUCUAACACCAUGUGUCCAUUUAAAGGUGUGUACACUUAGAGAAUAGAAAGGGGAUCAAGCCACUCAUUAUGCGAGAAAUGAUCUGUAGUGACGUGGGUCUUAAUGAAGUUUGCGCGUGCACUGCGUGUGACUCGCGGCAGUGCAAUACAGUGCUGUCAUCCAAACUUAGCGGAGCCUCCUGUGAAGCGUCAGACUGACUGCCCGGCUGUGAGAUCAGCUCCACAUCUACUGCAGAUGCUCAGUCAGGUGGCUGCUGCUUCAACUUCAUCACCGCGAACUGUGCAGUGAUGGUCGAGUGUGUGGAUGUGGUUUAGAGAGUCGGGUCCAACUGGCUGAUGCUCAACCACCUGCACGUGGCGGAGGACUGCCUUCUUUUCCUUUCCUCGACCUCCAGCCUCCAGCAGCUUCACUUCGCCCGUCAAGCGAGAGAAAGCGAACGAUGAGCUCCUCUCUCCCCAAAAGCGAGUCCACCACCUCUCUGCUGAGAUCAUCGGGGCUCAACCGCAGGUCCGGGCACUCGAGUAACGGUCCACACGAUCACCGGGGCCACCGCAUUCACCGUCCCUCCACCGGAGCUGGAGGCAGCGAUGAUGCAGUGUGGGCGGAGGACUGCGAGACGAGUGCGCGGAGACCUCUCUGCCAACCAAGACAUGCCGACUCUCGAAAUAUAGGUGAUCACCGGGUGCAGACAAGCCACUCUCACCGGCCGGCGAACCCGCAGGAUGAUGGUUACGCACAAGAGGACGCAAGACACAGGACGAGCCGGCAUCAGAAAGAGCGCAGCAAGUCCUCCAGGUCCAAACACCCCCAUCAUCACCACGACUCCUCACGAGUUGAGCUGCCUCCUGCGGCGCAUCACCAAGGCGGCUCCCGGCAGGACAGGAGGACCUCUCCGACUCCAUCUUAUCCAAAACAACCGGAUGAUGCGGCUUUCUUCUUCGAGCCCAGGGAGAGAGUCGUCACCGGAUCAUCCUCCAGCCUCAGUUCUGACCCACCUGCGACCAGCGCACCUCUCCAGCCCGCAGCAAGCCGCACGUCCAAAAGACUGAGCGCAUCCAUGUCUGAAUAUGACUCUAGUCUUCAUCCCAUAGUGAAGUCAGUCUUCGGGCAGGACCGAGAGUUGAGGCCAGAAGAAAUGGAUGAGUUGCGUGAGGCAUUCAGGGAGUUUGACAAAGACAAAGAUGGGUUUAUUGGCUGUAAAGACCUGGGAAACUGCAUGAGAACUAUGGGCUACAUGCCAACAGAGAUGGAGCUGAUAGAACUAAGCCAGCAGAUCAACAUGAAUUUGGGAGGACAUGUUGACUUCGAGGACUUUGUUGAACUCAUGGGGCCCAAACUUCUGGCUGAAACUGCAGACAUGAUUGGGGUGAAAGAACUGAGGGAUGCAUUCAAGGAGUUUGACACUAAUGGUGAUGGCCAGAUCAGCACAGCAGAACUCAGAGAAGCAAUGAAAAAACUUCUAGGACAACAGGUUGGACACAGAGAUCUGGAGGACAUCCUACGAGACAUCGACCUCAACGGAGAUGGUCAUGUAGACUUUGAAGAAUUUGUGCGGAUGAUGUCUCGAUGAGUUCCUGAAAGAGAGCUGACAUGUUAAAACACUACAUGGGUUCUCUGUUGGUAUGAGAGGAAGAGGCGAGAGACCAGCACAAAGUACCAAUGGAUCUUGGACUUCUGAACUGUCGAUGAGCGAGAAAACCAAAACAUAUCAACCCUGCCCUGAAACUGCCAUGCUGAAGCACAAAGGCUGACAACUACAGCCAGGAGCAACACUGUUGAUUAUGCUGCUGCUGUUUCUUAGAGCAUAAACAAAACCAACAGCUGCAUUUCUGACUUUUACAAAGUAUAUUUUCAAAAGCAUAUUUCCUUUAGUAAUGACAACAUUUCUAAUGCUGAUGUGGCUGUUGACUCAACAGGUAUAAGAGUAAUAACUGUAGCAAUUAAGAAGACAAUUUUCAACUACAGCAAACACCCAUACCAAUACAGUGUGCUCUUUCCUAAUGCUGAGGACAUGUUAAGCACAAAUAUAAUAUGGCAAUAUGGAAAUAUUGUAUAUGAUCCUGUCAAAGUUCUGUGUUUGUGUUUUGUGUAUACUGUUGUUUCUCUCCACCCUACACUGUAGAUUUAAGACUAUUGUCCAACCCUGGUUAAGACAAGUCAAUAUUUGUUUUGUAAUUAUGUGUAAUGUAGCAUUGAUGCAGUUCUUCUGACUUUAAUGACACGAUGUCUAUCUUACUGUGAGAUAUAUUUGUAAUUUUCAGUGUGCAUAAGACUAACAGACUCCAUCAACUGCAAAAAAUCUUUAAGGACAUUCUCUCUAGGUACAGUGAGUUGCUAAUCUUUACUACUGUGAUAGGCCUUUUUAAUUGUAUUGUAUGUUUUUCUAAUUCUGAAUAUUACUCUGCAUGAGUCUGACAGAUCAUCUAUACCUUAACUCAUGAUGAUCCACCAAGUGUUAAAACGACACAAAAGAGAGAUUCUGCUAAUGCUUUAUUUGUUAUCUACAUUUAUUUUAUGAUAAAUGUGCUUGUUUAUUGUUUGUUUUUUUGAGUCUACUGGUUCUAUAGAACAGUUCUGAAGUGAUUUUCACUUUGCUGCAAUAUUUACAAUUUUAACUUUAAUACCUCAAAAUGAAUUGAACAAUCAACCUCAUCCAUAAACUGCCCUUAGUUCUACUUACCAAUUUCGUUACCCUCUACCUUCAUUAUCUGUAUUUGUAGAGAAGCAGCAUUGCCUUCUUUAUGCAAAAAGCCAAAGAAAGUUUACAGAAAUAUUAUUUGAGUCUUAUUCAGUGUAGUAAGAAAGAAAUACGAUCCAUUGGAUUAUAUUUUCAAAAUGGCUGAUUGAAAUGGCGGUUGGUUUCUGGGGCAGCUAAAAUAUUGUUGACUGUUCACGAAUGGACACGGGGGUAUAUGCAUGCUUAAAAGUUAAGAUACUCUUCGAAAGGGAAAUCUUUUUUUGUGAUCUUACUUGUCUUAACUGUGUGAAACUAUGCAUGCACAAAACAACUGAAAUUUGUAGCAGAAUAAAUAAAAAUAAAAAGGUUUUUAUUGGAACUUGAGCACAGAA
Messenger RNA from Micropterus salmoides (largemouth bass), 3381 nucleotides. RefSeq names its product calcium binding protein 1b (gene cabp1b). The transcript is spliced from 7 exons. Gene Ontology annotation, molecular function: calcium ion binding. The record is from RefSeq and is a predicted model, not a curated record. Lineage: Eukaryota; Metazoa; Chordata; Actinopteri; Centrarchiformes; Centrarchidae. The coding region runs from base 752 to 1882 and encodes 376 amino acids.